Messenger RNA from Rotaria sp. Silwood2, 309 nucleotides. Lineage: Eukaryota; Metazoa; Rotifera; Eurotatoria; Philodinida; Philodinidae. The record is from the annotation of a GenBank genome assembly.
AUGUAUUGUACCCAGCAUUUAUUUGAUGAAGAUAUGAAUCUUCGUGUUGAAAUGUCCAAACGUUUAAUACCCAUUCUUGAAGAUCAAGCAAAUUAUGAACUUGUUUUUCAACAGGAUGGUGCAUCAUCCCAUUUUUCAAACGACGUUCGUGCAUGGUUACAUGAAAACAUUGAUGGAAGAUGGAUUGGUAGAGGUGGUGCAAUAUCCUGGGCGCCUCGAUCUCCAGACCUCACACCUCUUGACUUUUUUUAUGAAGUUUUAUCAAGACAAAGGCAUACACAAGCAAUAUCGAAGAUAUUGAUGAUUUAA